AUGGUCAGAGUGAUCGUCCUUAUAAGUCUUCCUUCGAUGUACACACUAAACGGACGGCUCUCGGACUUGAAUUUUGGUCCGGAACUCUGGAAUGGGACAGUUCCUGGGCUUGAAUUUCAGUCCGGAACUCUGGAAUGGAACAAUCCUGAAUGCUAUGAAAUGACCUCACAAGUCACAAGGGAAACCUUCGAGCCAGCACUAUCAAAUGCAACAGUACAAUUAAUGAUUUUAAUCAAUGGUCCUGAUAUAGAAGAUUUUGACUUUGAAAAAGCAUAUGAUAAUUGGAUUAAUUUAAAAGCAAGGCGGAUGCAAAAUUCAAAGAAUUUUGCAGUGUCUAUAGUAGUAGCAUUGUUAAAGGAUCUGACAGGUGUAGAUAACUUCAAUAAAGGAUCUGACAGAGGCAUGGAACCAAUUUUUAGAGAUCAACGAAUUCCGGAAUCUGGAUGA
Molecule: messenger RNA, 447 nt
Organism: Rhizophagus irregularis DAOM 181602=DAOM 197198
Lineage: Eukaryota; Fungi; Glomeromycota; Glomeromycetes; Glomerales; Glomeraceae
Source: RefSeq, a predicted model, not a curated record